Messenger RNA from Medioppia subpectinata, 426 nucleotides. Lineage: Eukaryota; Metazoa; Arthropoda; Arachnida; Sarcoptiformes; Oppiidae. The record is from the annotation of a GenBank genome assembly.
GUUAUGCGACACGGCAUACGAGCCCCGUGGACCACAUACCCAUUGGAUCCGUUCGCGGCCAACAACUCGCAGCGAUUCCCGAAUGGAGGCUCACAAUUGACAGAUGCUGGCAUUGAGCAGGCGUACAACAUGGGCAAGUAUUAUAAGCAACGGUACGGCAAAUUCAUCACGGCCAAUCCCAAACGAGCCUACCUAAGAGGGUCGGCAGCCCAGCGCUGUAUUGACACCCUGUCCAUUGUGACCAAGCAACUUUGGCCACAGGAUAGUGAUGAAAAAAAGCAAUGGCAACCGAUGAUUUUCUCAUUGCCACAGAAGAUCGAUAGCAUAUUAUACGAAGAGCCAGACUGUCAGAGCGCUGAGGACGAGGAGCACAACAACUUGAAGACACCGGCAGUACAGGCAUACGAGGCCGACCCUAAGAUACAG